Messenger RNA from Pungitius pungitius (ninespine stickleback), 745 nucleotides. RefSeq names its product LSM7 homolog, U6 small nuclear RNA and mRNA degradation associated (gene lsm7). Gene Ontology annotation, molecular function: RNA binding. The record is from RefSeq and is a predicted model, not a curated record. Lineage: Eukaryota; Metazoa; Chordata; Actinopteri; Perciformes; Gasterosteidae. The transcript has 4 exons. The coding region runs from base 107 to 418 and encodes 103 amino acids. Gene Ontology annotation, cellular component: U6 snRNP; U2-type prespliceosome; U12-type spliceosomal complex. Gene Ontology annotation, biological process: mRNA splicing, via spliceosome; nuclear-transcribed mRNA catabolic process.
UGAAUACUACUAGAACGACCAAGUGACGUCAGCUACAGACGCUCGAGGAUUUGAUUGGUGGAAUACUUCUGGGGUCACCGUUUCACUUCCGUGUCACACAGCGAACAUGGCGGAUAAAGAAAAGAAGAAAAAGGAGAGCAUCUUCGACUUGUCAAAAUACAUCGACAAGCCAAUUCGUGUGAAGUUUCAAGGAGGACGAGAGGCCAGCGGUGUCCUGAAGGGUUUCGAUCCUCUGUUGAACCUGGUGUUGGAUGGUACUAUCGAGUACAUGCGUGACCCAGAUGACCAGCUGAAGCUGACAGAAGACACCAGGCAGCUGGGUCUGGUGGUCUGCAGAGGAACCUCCGUUGUGCUAAUCUGUCCACAGGACGGCAUGGAGGCUAUACCAAACCCUUUCGUACAGCAACAGGAUGGCUAAUACGCAACCGAUCAUUCGCUUCAUUCACUCACACCCACACAACCAUGCACACACUUUGUGGUGUUUUUUUCUGUUGUUUAAAUUUUAAAGGAAACAUAACUGUAUUAUUGUGUCAAACCCAGCAAAUUUCUGUUGAUAAUCAUAAGUUGUACAGCAAAUGGGCGCUUGGAAGCACUUCAGCUUUGUUUGUCUGUUGUGUGAAAAGAUUUGAGUUGUAAAGAGCCCACGAGUUUGGGAAGAGUUAACCGUACCAUUUUCUUUUAUCCUCAAUAAGAAACUUUUUACUAUUCUUUGUUGUUUUUGAUAAUAAAAUAAAAAUAAAUCUAU